Coturnix japonica (Japanese quail) is the source of this 825-nucleotide messenger RNA. The record is from RefSeq and is a predicted model, not a curated record. NCBI's taxonomy places the organism in Eukaryota, Metazoa, Chordata, Aves, Galliformes, Phasianidae.
AUGGUGGACUGGCACUUGGUGAAGGAGAUGAAACCCCCCAGGACGCAGCAGGAGUGGGAGGCGGAGUUCCAGAAGUAUCAGCAGUUCCCAGAGUUCAAAAUCCUGAAUCGUGACAUGACUCUGACAGAGUUCAAGUUCAUUUGGUACAUGGAGUAUUCGCAUCGUAUGUGGGGCCGUGUUGUGGGCUUGGCCUACAUCCUUCCUGCUGCCUACUUCUGGAGGAAGGGUUGGCUCAGCCGCCCCAUGAAGGGCCGUGUGCUUGCGCUCUGUGGGCUUGUGUGCUUCCAGGGUCUACUGGGCUGGUACAUGGUGAAGAGUGGACUGGAAGAGAAGCCAGACUCCUAUGAUAUCCCUCGGGUCAGCCAGUACCGCCUUGCAGCACACCUUGGCUCUGCUCUGGUUCUUUAUUCUGCCAGUCUGUGGAUGGGGCUGUCUUUGCUGCUUCCACGACACCAGUUGCAUGAGACACGUCAGCUGCUGCAGCUGAGACACUUUGCCCAUGGAGCUACAGCUCUCAUUUUUCUUACAGCUCUUUCAGGUGCCUUUGUGGCAGGUCUGGAUGCUGGCCUUGUGUACAAUUCCUUCCCCAAAAUGGGGGAACGCUGGAUCCCGGAUGAUCUUCUCGCCUUCUCCCCAACCCUGAGAAAUAUCUUUGAGAAUCCUACAACUGUACAGUUUGAUCACAGGAUCUUGGUUGCCCUGGGCAUCAGCACGCUGCUGCUCUACGUCCCCACUCCACUGGCCGCCACGCACCAGUCGGGCUCCCUGGCGCUGCUCAGCGUGGCCCUGUGGCUCAUGAGCGAGUUGCGGCGCCUCCCCAAGUGA